UCUAAUUUUUCUUUUUGAAUAUAUAAUAGAUUUGUGUUUGGUCAAAACUUGCCACAUGUUAUAAAAAAUGGUUAGGUUCAAGAAUUCGUCAUCCUAUUUGCGAUAGAAAUAGGGAGGUCAAAGGCAUUAUUAAAAUAUAGUUUUGCAGUGGAUCUAGACACUUGGUUCUCCUAAAAAUUCUUAUUCAACAUUUCUAUUUAUGGUUUCAAAUCUGCAAGGGCUUCAUGGCUAUAUAAGUGACCCACAACCACCAAUAUCCUCAGCAAUCAUCAAUGCAUCUUUACUUGUGCAGAAGGGACUAGGGAAAAAACAAAAACAGAAAAAAACAGAAAAAGAAAAAAGAAAAAAAAAAUCCAAUAGUAUUGAUGUUGGAAAUUUUGAAACCCUUCUUCCUUUCUGUGAAAAUCUAAAAAAAAAAAAGGGAAAGAGAAACACAAAAACAAAAGAUUGUACUAAGAAUCGUGUUAUUAGAAAGCAUCAUGGAGCAUGGAGGUGUUGUGUCGAAGGGCGUGGAGUCAGACCAUUCAAGUUCUUACAAACAAAUCAUCAUAGUUGCGGCCAUUGCAGCCGGAGUCCAAUUCGGUUGGGCUCUCCAGCUUUCGUUGCUCACACCUUACGUACAACAACUUGGAGUUCCACAUACUUGGUCGGCUUUCAUAUGGCUUUGCGGUCCAUUAUCAGGGCUUAUUGUGCAACCCAUUGUCGGUUACUACAGCGAUCGUUGCACUUCUCGGUUUGGUCGUCGUCGGCCGUUCAUCGUUUCUGGGGCUAGCUUUGUGGCGGUUGCAGUUUUCCUCAUUGGCUUUGCUGCGGAUAUUGGGCAUUCCGUGGGAGAUGACCUUGACAAACCCACAAAACCAAGAGCUGUGGCCAUAUUUGUAGUCGGAUUCUGGGUUCUUGAUGUUGCAAACAACAUGCUGCAAGGUCCUUGCAGAGCUCUGUUGGCAGACAUGUCGUGUAAUAACCACAAGAAGAUGAGAAUGGCAAAUGGGUUUUUCUCAUUCUUCAUGGGGGUAGGGAAUGUUCUGGGGUACGCAGCUGGGGCUAACAGCAGACUCCACACAUUCCUUCCAUUCACAACAACCGUCGCAUGUGACGUUUACUGCGCCAACCUGAAAACGUGCUUCUUGAUCGACAUUGUGUUCCUCCUGGUCAUUACCACCUUUGCGGUGCUGUCGGUGGGCGAGAAGCCAUUUGAGCGGCUGGAGAUCGAGGAAGGAGAAACACCCUUUUUCGGGCAGUUGUUUGGAGCGCUGAAGAAGUUGGAGAAGCCGAUGUGGCUCUUGUUGCUGGUAACAGCGUUGAACUGGAUCGGUUGGUUCCCAUUCAUAAUUUACAACACUGACUGGAUGGGGAAGGAAGUGUACGGAGGGCAGCCAAAUGGGACUCCAGAACAAGAGAAGUUCUAUGACCUUGGUGUUCGAGCUGGGGCCCUUGGGCUGAUGAUAAACUCUUUUGUUCUGGGAUUUUCAGCUUUGGGAAUUGAGCCAGUGAGCCGUAUUCUAGGAGGGCUCAGGUGGUGGUGGGGAGUUGUUAACAUUAUAUUCACAAUUUGCAUGGGAUCCAUGGUUGUUGUUACAAAGGUUGCUGAACGUUGGAGGUCCAUCAAUGGGUUGCUUCCUCCUCCGAUCAACGUCAGGGCAGGAGCCUUCUCCAUCUUUGCAGUGUUGGGUAUUCCACUGUCGGUCACUUUUAGCGUUCCAUUUGCUCUUGCAUCCAUCUUUUCUUCGGAAUCCGAUGCGGGUCAAGGCCUCUCUUUGGGAAUUCUCAAUCUGUUCAUUGUGAUCCCACAAUUCAUCGUGUCGGCUGUUAGUGGGCCAUUAGAUGCAGCUUUCGGAGGAGGAAACUUACCAGCAUUCGUAAUGGGUGGAAUUGCUUCUUUUGCAAGUGCAAUGUGCGCCAUGUUUGUCCUCCCCGAUCCACCAUCUCAAUCUGAUGUCUCCUUGUCAAUGGCUGGUGGCCAUUGA
This is a messenger RNA of Benincasa hispida (wax gourd), 1967 nucleotides long. Its product is annotated as sucrose transport protein SUC8-like. Gene Ontology annotation, cellular component: vacuole; plasma membrane. NCBI's taxonomy places the organism in Eukaryota, Viridiplantae, Streptophyta, Magnoliopsida, Cucurbitales, Cucurbitaceae. The record is from RefSeq and is a predicted model, not a curated record. Gene Ontology annotation, biological process: sucrose transport. Gene Ontology annotation, molecular function: sucrose:proton symporter activity.